AACGAACCCAUCCGUUGGUGAAUCUGGACAGUCCCCUCAAAUAAAAGUUGUGAGAGCUGUUUCGUCGCUUUGAUCGAAAUGGCGUCGUCUUCUCCAACUCAGCUAGCUCACGUCCCGAUUCCUCCAGAACCAGGAGGAAGGUCGCCGACACAAGAAGCUAAUGAGCCACCAGUUCCGAUUUACAUUGUGACGGAUCCGUUUCAACUUCCUGCUGAUUUCCUAAACCCUUCUCCUGAAAAGAAAUUGGUUAUCGGUUUUGACUGUGAGGGUGUUGACCUCUGCCGACAUGGGAAACUUUGUAUCAUGCAGAUUGCAUUCUCUAAUGCAAUAUACUUGGUUGAUGUCAUCGAAGGUGGAGAGGUGAUUAUGAAAGCGUGUAAGCCUGCACUCGAGUCUAAUUACAUCACGAAAGUUAUUCACGAUUGCAAGCGUGACAGUGAGGCUCUAUACUUCCAGUUUGGGAUAAGAUUGCACAAUGUUGUGGACACUCAGAUUGCUUAUUCUCUGAUUGAAGAACAAGAAGGGCGGAGGAGACCUCUAGAUGAUUACAUAUCGUUUGUUUCACUCCUUGCUGAUCCACGUUACUGCGGUAUAUCCUAUGAAGAGAAAGAAGAAGUUCGAGUUCUCAUGCGCCAGGACCCAAAGUUUUGGACAUACAGGCCUAUGACUGAGCUCAUGAUCCGCGCAGCUGCUGAUGAUGUCCGCUUCCUUCUGUAUCUCUAUCACAAAAUGAUGGGAAAGCUAAAUCAGCGGUCACUAUGGCAUCUUGCAGUUCGUGGUGCUUUGUACUGUCGGUGUCUCUGCUGCAUGAAUGAUGCUGAUUUUGCUGAUUGGCCAACCGUUCCUCCAAUUCCAGAUAACCUGAAGUCAGAAGAUCAAUGUCUUGAAGAAGAGAUCCUGUCAGUGCUUGAUGUUCCACCAGGAAAGAUGGGACGUGUGAUUGGAAGGAAAGGAGCAUCGAUCCUCGCCAUUAAGGAAGCUUGCAACGCGGAAAUUCUAAUUGGAGGGGCAAAGGGUCCACCUGAUAAGAUAUUUGUGAUUGGACCGGUGAGAGAAGUGCGUAAGGCGGAGGCUAUACUGAGAGGAAGAAUGAUAGACUAUUGAAGGAAAUGAGGGUCCUUUGUAAUCUGUCUCAUUGCCCCUAUAAAAAAAAAUACUAAAACCCUCUUAAAACUUGGAAACUCCAUGGUUCAGUACGGACCCGAGAGAGUCGUCCCCUCUUCAAUAAAAGUUACAUCAUUAACUUCCGUUUAUACUGUGGAACUUACCAUUCCAUUUCCCGCAAGGGACUUCAUAGUUUGAUGAAACAAAAAGACCAUAUCAAGUAUGGUUUAUUGGCAAAUGCAAGAGUAGUUUAUCUGAUUGACCGUUAAGAUUGAUUUUAUUUACUUUGCGACUCAAAUUGAGAGUCUGAAACCCAACGGUCUUAUAUUUUGGUAUAGUAACAUUCAAGCCUCAAUUGGUUUGUAAACCUGUUCUGUUUCCUUUUGUGUUAGUGAAACUGAUAGUUCAAAGUUCUAAUUACGUUUUAUAGGGG
Messenger RNA from Arabidopsis thaliana (thale cress), 1537 nucleotides. RefSeq names its product 3'-5' exonuclease domain-containing protein / K homology domain-containing protein / KH domain-containing protein. The record is from RefSeq and is marked reviewed. Bases 79 to 1104 code for a protein of 341 amino acids. NCBI's taxonomy places the organism in Eukaryota, Viridiplantae, Streptophyta, Magnoliopsida, Brassicales, Brassicaceae. Gene Ontology annotation, molecular function: RNA binding; 3'-5' exonuclease activity; nucleic acid binding. The transcript has 10 exons.